CAAUUCAUGGUUACGUGAUCAUUCUCAACAUCCCCGAACAAAACUAAAUUAGUCGAUUUCAUCUCUUUUUCAUCAUUUGAAUUUUUUUAAUUUAACCAAUUCAUGGUUACACGAUCUGGAUCGAGAAUGGCGCCGAGAAAAGGCAAUCCAAAUGAAUAAAUAUCAUAGAUACAUAAUCGCAGAUCAUGUAUCAGUGGUGCAAAUGGGUAGCUACAAUUAUUACAAGAUGUUCGGUUGCUUCAACCGGAAGUUCAAAAUCAGCGAGUCGGAGCCGCCGCCGGACGUGAGGGAGGCUUUCUGGCGGUACAGUGCGGGAGCGCAGCAGAUGACGGCGGAUCAGCUGCUCAAGUUCAUGGUCCAGCACCAGGAGGAUUCCAAUUGCACCGCCGUGGCCGUCGACGACAUUAUGCAGCACGUCUUCCACCAGCGCCACCACCACAACCACCACCACCACCACCAAGAGACGAGGAACCUCAAUUUCACCCUUGAGGACUUCUUCUACUUCCUCUUUCAAGACGAUCUCAAUGGCCCUAUCAAUCCCCAGGUACACCAUGACAUGACUGCUCCGUUGCAUCAUUAUUUCAUAUAUACAGGUCAUAACUCCUACUUAACCGGGAACCAGUUGAGCAGUGACUGUAGCGAAACUGCUAUCGUAAGAGCUCUUGAGAAUGGUGUGAGGGGAAUCGAGCUCGAUUUAUGGCCCAAUUCGUCCAAAGAUAACGUGCACGUGCUUCAUGGAAGAACGCUUACAACUCCGGUGACACUCAUCAAAUGCUUCAAGUCUAUAAAAGAGCACGCCUUUGUUAAGUCGCCUUACCCUGUCAUAAUCACGUUAGAAGAUCAUCUCAAUCCAGAGCUCCAAGCCCGAGUGGCGGAGAUGGCAAUACGAAUUUUUGGAGACUUGUUGUAUUGCCCUGAAUCAGGAUACGUGGAAGACUUUCCCACAGUUGAGUCCUUGAAACAUAAGAUUAUGCUCUCAACAAAGCCACCCAAGGAGUAUCUUGGGUCCAAUCACGAGGAAGGAGAAACCUCCUCACCAAAGUAUAAAGAUUAUUCUGAUGACGAGACUGAAGCUGAAUCUGAAGCAGAUGACAAGCAAGAAAGCGACAGUGAUUAUGAGGAUUACGACAACUGUGGUAGGGGCAAUGUGGCAGCACCUGAGUACAAACGUCUUAUCGCCAUUCAUGCCGGUAAUGCCAAGAAGAAGAGCUUGAGGCAGGUGCUAAGACUCAGCAUUGAUAGAGCUAGACGGCUUAGUUUGAGUGAGCACGAACUCAAGAGGGCCACAUCCUUGUAUGCUAGUGACGUCGUGAGGUUCACCCAAAAACACUUGUUGAGGGUGUAUCCUAAGGGCACACGAGUAACUUCGUCAAACUUUUGUCCAAUCAUCGCGUGGAUGCAUGGGGCACAGAUGGUUGCGUUUAAUAUGCAGGGAUACGGAAAAGCCCUUUGGAUGAUGCAUGGAUUCUUCAGAGCGAAUGGAGGCUGCGGUUAUCUCAAGAAACCACAUUUGCUUAUGAGCAAGAAUUCAAUCGGCGAUGUCUUCGAUCCCAAAUUGCCAUGGCCCGUGAGGGUGACAUUAAAGGUAAUCGUGUACAUGGGAGAUGGGUGGCGUUUAGAUUUCAGCCACACGCAUUUUGACACAUAUUCACCACCGGACUUCUACACUAAGAUAUACAUCAUCGGUGCGCCACUAGACGCUACCGAGAGUAAAACGAGGAUAAUAGAAGACGAUUGGGCGCCUUACUGGGAUCAGGAGUUCACUUUUCCAUUAAGAGUUCCGGAGCUAGCUCUCCUACGGAUAGAAGUCCGUGAGUAUGAUAGAUCAGACAAGGAUGAUUUCGGAGGGCAGACAUGUAUACCUGUGUCAGAGCUGAGACGGGGCAUCCGAGCAGUUCCACUUUACGACAAGAAGGGUCAAAAAUUCAAAUCUGUUAGGCUUCUUAUGAGGUUUAGGUUUGAAUGAAAUUCAUUUUUGAUGAAAUUUGUAUUUAUGUUUCUUCAUUUAUUUAUUUUUUAGUAACUUUUAUUUGGGCAUAUGCUGAAGCUCCAUUUUGGAUCUCACACAAGGAUUGUUAUGUCCGAAUCCAAUCCGUUUGUACAAUAAUUGUUGCCUUUUUAGGGUACUCACAAUGGAGGCCAUAA
Molecule: messenger RNA, 2145 nt
Organism: Salvia hispanica
Lineage: Eukaryota; Viridiplantae; Streptophyta; Magnoliopsida; Lamiales; Lamiaceae
Product: phosphoinositide phospholipase C 6-like
Biological process (GO): release of sequestered calcium ion into cytosol; phosphatidylinositol-mediated signaling; lipid metabolic process
Cellular component (GO): plasma membrane
Molecular function (GO): phosphatidylinositol-4,5-bisphosphate phospholipase C activity
Source: RefSeq, a predicted model, not a curated record